AUGGACGAUGAUACGGAUAUCUUCGAUAUAGAUCCCAAGGAAGCGUGGUUGGAAAAAAUCACAAUUGGCGGCUUUAGAAGAUGGCACAUCAUAGCCGCUGUGCUAGGCAUUUUAAUGAGUAUUAUGAUCAUGGUCUGUUGCUGCAUUCGAUUUCGCAUACCACGCACCAAACAGGAAAUCGAAGCCGAUUAUCAACGCAAACAAAUAACCAAAAAGUUUCGCGAGAAAUUGCAACAGAUUAAAAACUCCGAAAUGGAUGAUAUGGAUCUGCAGAAAGCACUUGCUUAUAUCAAAUUGGAACAAUAUGAUGAUCCCUAGGGACUCUCUCUCUCUGUAAAUCUCUCUCAUAUGCAAAACAUCACCAAAAGCACAUGAAAAUUAAACACUAUUGGAAUACAUUUACAAUUCAAUAAUAAUCAUUAUAA
This is a messenger RNA of Drosophila hydei, 425 nucleotides long. RefSeq names its product transmembrane inner ear expressed protein. NCBI's taxonomy places the organism in Eukaryota, Metazoa, Arthropoda, Insecta, Diptera, Drosophilidae. The record is from RefSeq and is a predicted model, not a curated record. The coding region runs from base 1 to 318 and encodes 105 amino acids. The transcript has 3 exons.